Mercurialis annua (annual mercury) is the source of this 1128-nucleotide messenger RNA. RefSeq lists its product as uncharacterized. Gene Ontology annotation, molecular function: zinc ion binding. The coding region runs from base 344 to 937 and encodes 197 amino acids. Lineage: Eukaryota; Viridiplantae; Streptophyta; Magnoliopsida; Malpighiales; Euphorbiaceae. The transcript has 2 exons. The record is from RefSeq and is a predicted model, not a curated record.
CCUACACUGUCUGAGGAAAAAUAAAUAGAGAGUUUAAUAGGUCACUUCAACAUCAUAUCAUCUUCCCAAAUCCUCCACAUUUUUAAACCAAUUCUCAAUCAUUUUAACACCAAAUUUCAUUUGCUCUAAAAAUAAUUAAAUAAACAUUUCUUUACAGUUCACACUCAAUUAUUAUUUCAUCUCCCCUCUGCACAAUCACACAGUACUACUGCAAUGAACUCAGUACUGUUUUUUAAUAGUUUUUAAACCAAAUAAACCCACUUGAAAAAGAACAUUAAAAUCUUUGGUGGGUACUUGUAAUUUUUCAUUUUCAUGAAGAUUCAAGAUUUGGGUUUUAAUAAAGAUGCAAACUUUACAAAAACCCAUUAAUAUUAAUGUUAAUGUUAAUGUUGAUGAUGAAGAACCAAGAACAACCUUUGUAAGUGAGUUUAGUUCUUGUAAUAAUAAUAAUGAUGAGAUUGUUAAGGAGAGUAGAUCUGAUGAUGAGGUGGAUCUGGAGAGUGGGGUGAGUGGCGAUGAGAUUAAAAUGCAUGCAUUAAAAGAUGAGAAAGAUUGUAGGAUUUGUCAUAUGAGUUUGGAUGUAGCUAAUCAAGAAUCUGGUGCUAAUGGUUUGCCUAUUGAGUUGGGGUGUUGUUGUAAAGAUGAUUUGGCUGUUGCUCAUAAACAUUGUGCAGAGGCUUGGUUCAAGAUUAAGGGAAACAAAACCUGUGAGAUUUGUGGAUCAGUUGCUCGCAAUGUUACGGGUCCAAAUGAAGUAGAGUUGGUCGAGCAGUGGAAUGAAGGCAAUGAAGCUGCAGUAGCAACAGCAGCUCCGUCGGUGCACGCCAUAGAGACUCGACACUUCUGGCAGGGCCACCGGUUCCUGAAUUUCUUGCUAGCAUGUAUGGUUUUUGCCUUUGUCAUCUCUUGGCUCUUUCACUUCAAUGUACCUUCAUAAAUUAAAUCAUGCAUUGAGUAUAGUAAAUUUCUUGAAUAUUAUGAUCGAGUUUGAAGAGAUGCGUAGUAAAGUACCAUAGCUUAGUGCAUAUAAAGCAAGUUUUAUGCCUGUCUAUAUUAAUAUUAAAUCUUGAACUCAAGGUUCCGCAAUCCGUUCCUCUUUUAUGUUAAAUUGAGUUUCUUUUUAAUUGA